This is a messenger RNA of Ilex paraguariensis (yerba mate), 185 nucleotides long. The record is from the annotation of a GenBank genome assembly. Lineage: Eukaryota; Viridiplantae; Streptophyta; Magnoliopsida; Aquifoliales; Aquifoliaceae.
AUGUGCUCAUUGCUCAGUCGGUGGUGGAGGUUGUGCACGUUGGUGGAGGAUGUGCUCGUCGCUGGUGGAGGCUGUGGUCGUUGGUGGAGGAUAUGCUCGCUGGUGGACGCUGUGGUCGCUGGUGGAUGGUUCUCCGAUGAUCUUCCUCGUCGGAGAGUGGCUGAGGAGGAGGAGAGAGCUGAGUG